Macaca mulatta (Rhesus monkey) is the source of this 3207-nucleotide messenger RNA. The record is from RefSeq and is a predicted model, not a curated record. Lineage: Eukaryota; Metazoa; Chordata; Mammalia; Primates; Cercopithecidae.
AGGCUAUUUCUGCAUAAAACCAAGGAUAAAAAAUACAGCCUGGAGGGCGUGGAGGAGUUGGAGAAUGCUGUGUCCGGGCACGUGGUGCUGGAAACUGCCACCAUGAAGAAGGGCCUGGAAGCCCCCUCCGGACACCAGCACCGCCACGCCGCAGGUGAGAAGCGCACCAAGGAGCCAGGAGGCAAAGGGAAGAAGAACCGAAACGUCAAGAUUGGGAAGAUCACGGUGUCAGAGAAGUGGCGGGAAUCGGUAUUCCGCCAGAUCACCAACGCCAAUGAGCUCAAGUACCUGGACGAGUUCCUGCUCAACAAGAUAAAUGACCUCCGUUCCCAGAAGACGCCCAUCGAGAGCUUGUUUAUCGAAGCCACCGAGAAGUUCAGGAGCAACAUCAAAACGAUGUACUCUGUCCCGAACGGGAAGAUCCACGUGGGCUACAAGGAUCUGAUGGAGAACUACCAGAUCGUCGUCAGCAACCUGGCCACUGAGCGCGGCGAGAAGGACACCAACCUGGUCCUCAACCUCUUCCAGUCACUGCUAGAUGAGUUCACCCGUGGCUACACCAAGAAUGACUUCGAGCCAGUGAAGCAGAGCAAAGCUCAGAAGAAGAAGCGGAAGCAGGAGCGCGCUGUCCAGGAGCACAACGGGCACGUGUUCGCCAGCUACCAGGUUAGCAUCCCGCAGUCGUGCGAGCAGUGCCUCUCCUAUAUCUGGCUCAUGGACAAGGCCCUGCUCUGCAGUGUGUGCAAGAUGACCUGCCACAAGAAGUGUGUGCACAAGAUUCAGAGCCACUGCUCCUACACCUACGGGAGGAAGGGCGAGCCAGGCGCUGAGCCGGGCCACUUCGGUGUGUGCGUGGACAGCCUGACCAGCGACAAGGCCUCAGUGCCCAUUGUGCUGGAGAAGCUCCUGGAACACGUGGAGAUGCACGGCCUGUACACCGAGGGCCUCUACCGCAAGUCGGGCGCCGCCAACCGCACUCGGGAGCUCCGGCAGGCGCUGCAGACAGACCCCACAGCAGUCAAGCUGGAGAAUUUCCCCAUCCAUGCCAUCACGGGGGUGCUGAAGCAGUGGCUGCGGGAGCUGCCUGAGCCCCUCAUGACCUUCGCACAGUACGGCGACUUCCUCCGAGCCGUUGAGCUGCCAGAGAAGCAGGAGCAGCUGGCUGCCAUCUAUGCCGUCCUGGAGCACCUUCCGGAAGCCAACCACAACUCCCUGGAGAGACUCAUCUUCCACCUCGUCAAGGUGGCCCUGCUCGAGGAUGUCAACCGCAUGUCGCCCGGGGCCCUGGCCAUUAUCUUCGCACCCUGCCUCCUGCGCUGCCCUGACAACUCGGACCCCCUGACCAGCAUGAAGGAUGUCCUCAAGAUUACCACGUGCGUGGAGAUGCUGAUCAAGGAGCAGAUGAGGAAAUACAAAGUGAAGAUGGAGGAGAUCAGCCAACUGGAGGCUGCAGAGAGCAUCGCCUUCCGCAGGCUUUCGCUCCUGCGACAAAAUGCUCUAUGGCCUCUCAAACUGGGGUUUUCGUCUCCCUAUGAGGGGGUCCUGAACAAGAGCCCCAAGGCCCGGGACAGCCAGGGGGAGGAGCUGGAGGUGCUGCUGGAGGAGGAGGCAGCCGGUGGCGAUGAGGACCGGGAAAAAGAGAUUCUCAUUGAACGGAUCCAGUCCAUCAAGGAGGAGAAGGAGGACAUCACCUAUCGGCUGCCGGAGCUGGACCCAAGGGGCUCAGACGAGGAGAACCUGGACUCGGAGACGUCGGCCAGCACCGAGAGCCUGCUGGAGGAGCGGGCCGGGCGGGGGGCCUCGGAAGGGCCCCCUGCGCCUGCUCUCCCUUGCCCCGGCGCGCCCGCCCCGAGCCCCCUCCCCGCCGUGGCUGCCCCUCCACGACGAAGGCCGUCGUCCUUCGUAACGGUCAGAGUGAAGACCCCCCGGCGGACCCCCAUCAUGCCCACGGCCAACAUCAAGCUCCCACCAGGCCUGCCCUCCCACCUGCCUUGCUGGGCACCGGGUGCCCGGGAGGUGGCUGCCCCAGUGCGGCGCCGGGAGCCACCUGCCCGCCGCCCGGACCAGGUACAUUCCGUGUACAUCACGCCCGGGGUACACCUGCCAACGCAGGGCGCCCUGGAGCCCCUAGAAGAGGAUGGCCAGCCACCUGGGGCCAAGCGAAGGUACUCGGACCCCCCAAAGUACUGCCUGCCCCCCGCCUCGGGCCAGGCCAUGGCUGAGGGCCACAGCUGACAAAGUCUGCAUGUCCGAGGACGGCCCCUGCACUGGAGCUGGGCGCCAGAGCUGCAGAGCUAGUGUUCGGCCCUCAGAGAAGGAUCCAGAAUCAAAAGCUCAAGAGCGACGUGAGGUGGGCACCGGCCCCAAGUGCAGAGUCAAGGCAGGGAGAGGCCGGCUGGAGCCAGGCCCCCCUCGCACCCAGCCCCCAAAUCACCGACGCACCUGCGGGGAGCGCCACAUCUCCGCCUGCAGCCUCACAUCUCCCCACUCCCCUUUUGUACGUUUAACCGUUUCUUUGUACGUGGUUUACGUAACUUUAAACUGUAACAGCCUUAAUGGAAGACCAAAUGGUUUUUUAUAUGUGUAUGUACAAAGUUUUCUAUUAACGCUGCCCGUCUCCCUUAUAACCUGGACUUGAGCUGUCAGAGCGGAGGCCACUAGGCCCCUGUGCGUCUGAGGCUCAGACCCCUGCUAUGGUUGGCUUGGGGUGGCCAGUGGGCUGGGACCCUCCAUGAGAGUUUUGGACACUUGGGCCACCUGACCCGUGCCCGUCUGACACAUGUCUCCGGGGGACAGCCACCUGGCCAAUGUGCAUGUGAGGACGUGCUGGAACCUUCUAUGGGGGUCUAGGCUAUUGGCUGGAGCCAGGACAUGAGUCAGGGGCACCACAGACCUCACAUGCCAGGGAGACUUGAAUGUGGCUGUCACUCUUCCGGACGCCAAGGGCUGCAGGAGGCUGGCUGCUCUUGGCACUACCCACCCCAUGUGACAGAACAGGAGCCAGUGACUCAGGACUGCUCACGGACCAGGAGGGCAAUGCCUGAAGUCAGACCUCCCUACAGGUCAACAGGGACAACCUGGGGAUCUCUGGAGCAGGGCCCUCCUCUCUCAGGCUUGGCCCACUCCCCCAGACACCUGGACACAUGGCCACAAAUCUGGGACAAAGGGCCCUCCGCACGGCGUGAAAUAAAAAGUGCCUGAGAAGUG